Molecule: messenger RNA, 3631 nt
Organism: Rotaria sp. Silwood1
Lineage: Eukaryota; Metazoa; Rotifera; Eurotatoria; Philodinida; Philodinidae
Source: the annotation of a GenBank genome assembly
AUGGCUACUAGUAAUCGGAUAACACCAGCUCAAAAUACUGUUAAAAGUCUUGUGAUUGAUCCAGAUAAAAUGCCUGCCGCUUCAGCUCCAGUUGAACUUCCUGGCCCAGAUGAUCGCUUAGCUGAAUUUCGGCGAUAUGUGAAAAGUAAGUUCUGCUAUCACCCAGUGGCACUUGAUGAUGCUAGUGUUAUUACUCAAGCAAAAAAGGAAGCCUAUAAAGCUGAUAUUUACACGCUGAUAGAAGAAAGAUCGUUGGAGUGGAAAGAAAAGCCUUACGGUGAUGAGAGUUAUCCAGCACAAGCUGUUUCUAUUUUUGAUGACCCCUUUGAUAUUCCUCAAACGAUACUCACCUCAAAGAUGAAGAUUCAUUGUGACUUACCUAGGUCAUUCAAUAAGUUACAAUGUGUUGACUGCAAAGGUAAUGGUAGUACACAGUGUUCGAUGUGCUUUGGAUCAGGCAAAGAUAUUUUAUCCAGUAGAAAUAGGAGAUGCAGGGUAUGCAGUGGCACUGGACGUAUUGCUUGCGGUCGCUGUAAGCAAGUUGGUUCAGUUCUCCUAUUUGCUCGCAUAUCCGUUACCUGGAAUACUGUUCACUCAGUUUCUUACUUUCAAAACACAUUCUUGCCUGACAAACGCAUAAAGCAAGCUGGUCUCAAGCAAGCCUUCUUUGAUAGAGACGAAGAAUGGUCCAAAGAAAAAUCAUUGAAUCAGUUUGCGCCUGCUUUAAACUUAUGCCAGACUAUUGAAAAAUCAAGUGCAGUACAAUUUUGGCAAGGCAUUGAGCAGCAGUAUUUGGAAAAGCAUUUAAAAAAUGUGAAAGAAAAUAUGCAAAUACGACGAAUGCAAAUCACCGUCGAGAAAUUAGACAUAACAGAAACAGACUAUUCAUUGGGCGCGUAUGUCAACAAGCGGGAGCCACGAAAAGGUUCAGUAAAAAUACAGCAGAUAAGAAUUUCGGAAUGAGCAAUUUACUUUUUAAUUUUUAGGGGAGAAAAUUUUCACGUUUCUACAAUAUGGAAGUGAUAAACAAGGCCUUCCUGAAAUAUAUGAGGACGAUUACCCUUUAGCAAUGUGUGGCUGUGUGAGUGCAGGAUGCGCCUGUCAAUCGUGCGCUUGUACUAUCACUUAACGAAAUGGGUUCUCCAUUCCCGAUUUUAUGAAACGAACGAUCAAACUUUCACGUUCAUGUUUUUCAAUUAUUUAGUUGAUUAAUUAUCUCUGUCAAAACACUAAUCGAAUUGUCCCACAUCAAUACGAGCUUCUUUAGUCUCUUGAUUAUCUUCUUUCAGUAUCAGAAUAGCACGAUUAUUUGCACUUUGACGAGUGAAUCAUAUCUGUUUAAAAUUUCACGGCUUGAUUAAAAUGUCAAUACCCUAUUCAAUCGUAGCACUGUUGAACAAGUUUAUAUCAGCACGAAGCAGCAUUACUGUCAUUAUAUAAGAUGCUCAUAAAACAAAAGUUGAGUGAAAAAUGAUCUUUGUUUCCAUUUAUAUAAUGUAUCGUUAGAUAGCACUCAUCGAGCUGAUCAAGGAUGUUACAUAUGUAAGUAGGGAUGCAACGGUGACAGUGGAUUGCCAAGAUGUAGGUAUCCGUACUGGUUUAGAGUAAACUUUAACCCAUACUCUCAAGCUAGCCUCUGUGUGCAACUUUUCACCGAACAGAAUUUUGAAGUUCCAUCCUAUUUAUUGUGCAUGAGCCUUUUAGUGGACAUAGUGUUCAAAAUAAGUAUAAAAGGUGACUUACUCGACAGUUAAUUCCACUGUUCUAAAUCCAAGAAUCAUAUAUGAAGAAUUCGUUCGAUCAAAAGUUAGCUCUCAUUGAGACCUCUAAAACAAAAAAAGGAUCGGUUAUACCCUGAGAGGAAGGAGUGGGAGUUCUUUCAAUUUUCCUGUCUGGAAACCAUGUGUUGAGAAAACGCUAAAGAAGUUUUCGAAAUGAACUUUUUAAUGCCAAUCCCAAAGAAAAUCAUAUUAGAAUGCCAUAUUUUUAAGAGGAUGCCCUCUGUUUUAGCUAUCUGUAGUUCUCGAAGAGGAUUCAACCAUUUAGUCUGAAAAUUCCACCACAGAUAGAGCAUCUAAAUUGACGAGACAUGUGCUUGAGAGAAAAAACUCGACGAAAAUUUUAGGACCAUUUCCUGAAAAACUUUGGUUUUCCAUAGGAUCACACCGAGGCACAUUAUGACCCCAUUAAACUUAGUCCUAUGGGGCUAAAACGUUUUUGAAGAUACUCCAGACUAUAUGUCAGAGGUAGCUUUAAGCUUUUUCAAAAAUCUCACUUUCUUUUCUUUUUUCAAUGAGGAAAAUGCAUAAAAAUUCAUAUCCAAAGCCGGCAGUUGGGUUUCCGAAACCUUGUAAAUUCGGACAGAAAGCUCAAAACCGAAAAUGGCCGAUUUUUCUCUGGAUAAUAGUUUCAACUAUUUAUGAUAAAAAUUUCACCUUAAUCGGACAAAGUCAGAUGGCGAUCGCAAGCCGGAUAGAUUGAGAACACUCAUGUUUUGCGUUACAGUAAGUAGAAGAAAAGAAUUUCAACAAGAGUAUUGUGAAGAAAAAAAUUGUCUAAUUCUGUAACUGUGCAACAGUAAGCUGUUUAGAGACGGAUGAUGUCUCUAAUUUCAUAUGACACUUAAGGCUAUCAUAUGUUAUGUCCAGCUUGAAAUCAAGCUUUUCGUCAAAGAAGAUAGGAAGUAACCUUAAUACAUUUCAGUGGAUUUUUUCAAAGCACGUAAUAGAUGAAGAUAGUUAACGCCAUCUGUCAUGCUGGUUAAUAUUAACCCUUUGGAGACGGGUUUUUUUUUCUGUAUAUUUCAUCAUAAAUCAAUCAACAUUUCUAUUUUCUAAAAGAACUUGAUAAAGGGUGGGGAGUGGGUGUGGUUGUGGGUGCGAGUGUGGGUGUGGGUGUGGGUAUGGGUGUGGGUGGGUGUGGGUAUGUUUGAAGAUAAGAUCAACCCACCCACACCCACACUCACCCCAUCCCACACCCACACACCCACACCUACACCCACCUACACCCACACCCAAACCCACCCACCCAUCCACACCCACACCCACACCCACAUCCACCUACACCCACACCCAAACCCACUCACCCACCCAUCGACACCCACGCCCACACACACCCACACCCACACCCUCACAUAGCCAUAGCGUCAUACCGCAACAGUAGAAGAGGAAAGGAAAGAAGAAAAAAGGAUUCGCAUGUAGAACAGCACCUAACAUGUUCCUAUAUAGAGAGCAACGUUGCUGACAAGGAUUCUAGAUUAUAGAGCUUUUUCUCUGAAAGUCAGUUUUGUUAUAUUUAUUACCCAUUACUGGAUAUUUGAAUAAAAUAACCUAAUUGCAAUCCAAAUUGUACCAAAAAGCUCUCUGAUAAAUGCUUUCACAAAAAUCAAUCUCACAUAGGAAUCUGUGUGUUUUGAAAUGCUAGAGAAUCACCAUGGCCCCUUAAGGGGCCAACCGUCCCCAAAGGGUUAAAAUGUUCAAUUCAAUGCUGAUGCCAGUAACAACGUAGUUUUUCUAAAAACAGAAAAGUUUAAAAAGAACUCAUGUGGUCAAUAAUGUAAAAUAAUGGACAUUAUUUUACAUUAUUUUUAAGAAAUAAUGUAUGAAAUGUAAUUAUCAUGCAACCUAUUUCA